AUGGGCACUGGCGCAUCGCGCGAACACGCGUUCGACCCGUGGGGGCGCCCCGCGAACGCCGCGGUGAGCGCCCGCCUGGUGAUCAACGGCCGCCCCCUCAGCAAGGCCCCGCAGGUGCGGUACCUCCCCUCCCCUCCCCGCAGCCGUCCGCGAGGGGGGGCGAGCGAAGGGCGGCCGCCCUCCUCCGCCGGUCGACUCCUCGAGGCGCCGGCGAGACGACGGGCCGUCGGCGAGGUCCGCGCGGACGGGAUGAGCGCGUCGAGCCUCACGAUUCUGGACCUCCUGCAGGACGUCGAGCGCGCGCCGGCGGGGGAGGGGGCGGGGGAAACGACCGAGGCGGGGCUUGCCGCGCUGCGGCGUUGCCACGCGCUGCUCGCGCGAAGCCCGCCCGAUCGCGUGGACGCCCUCGCCGUGGCGGUGCAUCAAAAGGAGGGGGAGCUGCUCCACCGCCGUGGGGAGCGGCCGGCCGCGAAGCAGGCGUACGGCCGCGCGAUCACGACCGCGGAGGGCUACAUCGCGCAGCACGCGAAGGAGUGCUACCCGGUGCUCAAGCGCUACGUCCUGGCGAUGAUGGGGCUGGCGAAAAUCUGGCAUGAAGACGGGGAGGUGGGGGAGAGGGAGAGAGAGAGAGAGGGGGGGCAUCCGAUCGCCGCGUGUACGCCGCGGAGGACGUCGUUCCAUUCGAUCGGGGUCUCCAGCGUCGGCUCCUUCGGGGGUCCGCGUGGCGUAGGGGAGGAGAUGUCGGCGUCGACCACCUCGCGUGGAUCCCGCGUUCGAAUCGCCUCGGAGCCCCAGCCGUUGCAGCCAACGGAAACGCAGCUCACCCGUAAGGAGGAGUCGGGGCCGCAGGGUCGGAUGGCGCGCAAGCUGAUCGCGUUGCCAUGCGAGCUCUUGCUUAUACGGUGCUGCGAGGUGGUCGAGAUCGCGCAUAACUACGAGUCCGAGCUGCUGAUCCCGCCCCUCCUGGAGCUCGCGCGGAUCUACGAGGACGUGCAGCUCUACGGACGUGCGAAAUUGGUUGUACAGCGCUGCCUCGGCACGCUCUGCUGCAUCUACGACUAUGAUCACCCCUGGGUGAUUCAAUUGAGGAAACGCGUGAGGCGGCUUGAGGCGCUUAGGCGAAAACAGCUGAUCCAUGAGUCCGCGACGCGAAUUCAGGCGACAUGGAAGAUGUAUCGUGCUAUGUGCAUCCUCGAGAUUAUCCUCGGUCAUCCUGUGCAUCGUCACCCGUGGAUUCCCUCUAAGUUCCGUGAGAAGCCGGAUUCGAGUGUAAUCGGCAGUCUUGUGAAGAAUAUACCCCUCACUGAGGGCUGGGAGGAAGGGGAUCUUGCAUCUUGGGGUAAGUUCAGCGUGGCGUCUCUCGAAAAAAGCUCCACCCAUAGGCGCCUAUUCCAAGAAGCGUUAUCGCCUACUCAAGAAAGCAGCGACCCUUCGGACCCCGACGAGCUACCUUUGGAGACUCAAAUCACAGGCCCGAUCGACGUGGACAAGCUGCCGCCGCUCGACAUGUCGAACUUCAAGCACAUGAUCGAUACCGACGAGGAGGGGGAAAGAACAUUCUUUCUGCCCGGUGUACAGGUGCUCUCGACCAUGCAGAAAUGCGAUACCGACACUUCUGUAGAGCACACGGAGCUUGGAAAUGUUAUAACGGUGCGCACCACGACGACGAAGAAGAUGCUCACCGAAAAAAUGAACAGUGAUGAGAAAAAUGGAAGCGUUGUAGAAGAAGAAACUGAAGAAGAUAGGGAAGAAGAGAAAGAAAUCAUUCAAAUUCAGGGUAAACCCGUGCGACAACAAAUCAGAUUCAAAGCCGACGGGAGUGCAUACUGA
Phytomonas sp. EM1 is the source of this 1830-nucleotide messenger RNA. The record is from the annotation of a GenBank genome assembly. NCBI's taxonomy places the organism in Eukaryota, Euglenozoa, Kinetoplastea, Trypanosomatida, Trypanosomatidae.